CAAUUAAGAUAAUUAUUUUGAUGGAAAAAUGUUUUUGAAUUGUUAGAACACUUUGUUAGAACCGUUCUAGACAGCCAUAUGAAACGUCUUGAAAGUAUUUCAGUGCUUAGGUAAUUUAAAAUAGAAGAAAAAAAGAACAAAAAUAUGCAAGUAUGUCCGAAGAGGUAGAAAACCGUGUUUGCAACAAAAAGACCAUGAACAGUAUUAUCAGCACAGUUAAGCCUGAACUUAUAUUGGAAUAUUGUUUCGGAAUAUACAGAUUUCAACAAGUUGAUGAAGAGUUGCGUUCAGCGUCUUGGAAAUAUAAAGCAUUAGGCAGUUGCAUCAUCUUAAUGUACCUUUCGAUAUUUUUUCCAUAUAUCAAAUAUCCAACUAUCGAACAGAUCGGUGACUUUGUGGGCAUGAUGGAAGAAUUCCCAACCGCCGUGGUGUUCUUACAAUACAUUACAACGGCGUUAACAGCUUCUUUUUAUUACAGCAAGAUUAACAUUCGGAUAUUUACUUCGCUUCUAAAGUUGGAUACGGAUUUGCAAAUUGCUACAUCAACAGACUUUUAUAAACAGUUGCGUUCUCGACUUAUUUUUUGCCUAAUACUUCUAGUUAUAUCUCACUUUAUCACUACCGUGGUAGACUUGAUAAGUAUUAAUGAUGUCGUAUAUGGGAUAAUAGUCUCUCCUCUCUAUUUCAUGCAAAGACUUCAAGCAUUUAUUUUUUGUGUUUAUGUUUAUAUGCUACAAUGUAGGCUUCAGGUUAUUAACAAUUUUCUCAGAGUUUUUAUUCGGGAACAAAGAAAGAUGAUCAAACCCAUCUUCACAAUUAAGAAAAAAAGUGUUAUUCCGGAGCCGUCGCUUAACUUCAUAGGACGUCCAUCAACAGAAAACAUGAAAGUUCAGAGUUUGGCGUCUAUGUAUGAAUCCGUCGGAAAUAUUUGUUACAUGAUAAACGAAGUUUUUAAUUAUCAAAUAUUUAUGACUCUGGUAUCUACUUUUGUUUAUACCGUCGUUACUAUAUGGACAGCAAUAUACUUGUUGCGUAAACCACAUAAUAUAAAUCAAUUGAUUAAUAUUGGAAUUUGGUGUUCUAGUAUGAUAAGUAACAUAGUAAUCAUGGCGUUCACUUGUGAACGAUUGCUUUCGGUGCGGACCAAGACUAAGGUAUUGGUAAACAAGUUGAUAAUGAACUAUGAUCUGCCUAAGACGAUGAGAGUACAAGCGAAAGCCUUCAUGGAGUUAGUGGAAGUCUGGCCGCUACGGAUAUACAUUUACGAUAUGUUCUCGGUGGACAUUACGCUCAUGUUGAAGUUUAUAAGUGUGUCGACCACUUACUUGAUUGUUAUUGUUCAAGUUUCUCAUUUCUUAUAAUAUAUCAACUUGUAAAUAUUUGUAAAUAUUUGUAGUUGGUUACUUGCAACAUCAUUGAGUGAAAUUAAAUGUUUAAAACGCAAGUUGGUUUCCUUUCAUAAGUCUUAACCAAUAAUCCCAUGUGAUAAUUCCUGAGGGUUAAACACCUACUAAAUCUAAGUAGAUUCUGACAUGUCCAUAGUCCACGGUGCACGGACAGCUGACUGGUUGAGGUCACCACGCCAAAACCACUGUGUGCGUCGUAAAGCGGGUUCAAUCUCCGCGUAGGACAAGUAUAUGUGUAAUCCACAAAUGCUUGUUCUGUGUCUGAGUGUUUGUGGAAUCCCGCGAUUCAAGGAUAGAAUUCCUAAAUGCGCGGGUCGGAGUCGUUUAAAAAAAAUACGUAUUCGUCUUAAACGAAAUUGUAGAAUUUGCUUCAAAUUAAAAGCAAAAAUAUAUAAAGACCACAAACACAAUAUGGUACACAGAUAGUUAACCUGGAUAUAGGAUAGUUAUAUCAGGAUUAUAUGUU
Messenger RNA from Trichoplusia ni (cabbage looper), 1872 nucleotides. RefSeq lists its product as uncharacterized. The transcript has a single exon. Gene Ontology annotation, biological process: sensory perception of taste. Lineage: Eukaryota; Metazoa; Arthropoda; Insecta; Lepidoptera; Noctuidae. The record is from RefSeq and is a predicted model, not a curated record. Bases 153 to 1361 code for a protein of 402 amino acids. Gene Ontology annotation, cellular component: membrane; neuronal cell body; dendrite.